This is a messenger RNA of Mastomys coucha (southern multimammate mouse), 4761 nucleotides long. It is a transcript of the gene Arhgef2, whose product is annotated as Rho/Rac guanine nucleotide exchange factor 2. Gene Ontology annotation, molecular function: microtubule binding; guanyl-nucleotide exchange factor activity. Bases 22 to 3546 code for a protein of 1174 amino acids. The record is from RefSeq and is a predicted model, not a curated record. The transcript has 26 exons. NCBI's taxonomy places the organism in Eukaryota, Metazoa, Chordata, Mammalia, Rodentia, Muridae. Gene Ontology annotation, biological process: positive regulation of neuron differentiation; actin filament organization; cell morphogenesis. Gene Ontology annotation, cellular component: ruffle membrane; cytoskeleton.
AGCUGUCUCCGUGUACCUUCCAUGAACAGAUCGGUCCUAGGGAAGUCCUUCAUAGGUGAAGACCUAGUGCCGCCUGGCCUUUCUCAGUGCUGCCCACCCGCUGUUGAAUCCAGAGAACAGCUGGAGGAAGUGGAGGGGAGGGAGGAAAACCAGGAGGACAACAAUGAUGGCUUCCACACAUCACUCCUUAGAAGGUCCGGGGCUUUCCGUGCCCGUAGUCACACUAGUGACUCCCUCAAAAGACACAGUUGGGGUCCUGGAAAGGAGUUCCAGGACCCAAUAAGCAGGAGGAGACUGCAGUCAUCGGAAUGCCCAGGCUCCCAGGAAAUCCUUUUUCUACAGAGCCUCGAGGAAUUGGGCACCCCUCUGGGAGCUCAGCAGCAGGAGCAGGAGCAGCGGAGUGGCCAACCCUUCCACCGGGGUCAGAGUUUCUGUCAUCCAUCUGCUGCCUCUUCGGUUCACUCGGCCCCUGGCAUGCUGUCCAAGGCUGUGUCCAUGAGUGGUAUCAAUCUCCUCUUGGACUGCUCAGAUCCAAAUGGUAACUCAACCCAGUCCCAUGCCACAGACCUCAACAAAUGUGGUAAACAGCUGGAAGAGGGCUCGGGGACCUGGACAGGCUCCUCCCUGCGACGGACCUUCAGCUUCCUUUUGGGCAUGACCGGCAGGGACAAGACCCGGGAAAAGGAGAAGAUGAAGGAAGCCAAAGAUGCCCGCUAUACCAACGGCCACCUCUUCACCACCAUCUCGGUCUCCGGCAUGACUAUGUGCUAUGCCUGCAACAAGAGCAUCACGGCUAAGGAAGCCCUCAUUUGUCCCACAUGUAACGUGACCAUCCACAACCGCUGUAAAGACACCCUGGCCAACUGUACCAAGGUCAAACAGAAGCAACAGAAAGCUGCACUGUUGAGGAACAACACAGCCCUGCAGUCCGUCUCUCUACGAAGUAAGACAAGCACCAGAGAGCGGCCAACGUCUGCCAUCUACCCUUCUGACAGCUUCCGGCAGUCCCUCCUGGGUUCUCGGCGGGGCCUCUCCUCCUUGUCUUUGGCCAAAAGUGUUUCCACUACCAACAUUGCUGGACAUUUCAAUGAUGAGUCUCCUCUGGGGCUGCGUCAGAUCCUCUCCCAGUCCACAGACUCCCUCAACAUGCGGAACCGAACCCUGUCUGUGGAAUCCCUUAUUGAUGAAGGUGUAGAAGCGUUCUACAACGAGCUGAUGAGCGACUUUGAGAUGGACGAGAAGGACUUUGAGGCAGAUUCGUGGAGCCUUGCUGUGGACAGCAGCUUCCUGCAGCAGCAUAAGAAGGAGGUGAUGAAGAAGCAAGAUGUCAUCUACGAGCUGAUCCAGACAGAGCUGCACCAUGUGAGAACCUUGAAGAUUAUGACCCGCCUCUUUCGCACUGGGAUGCUGGAAGAGUUGCAGAUGGACCCAGAAGUGGUCCAGGGCCUAUUCCCCUGUGUGGAUGAGCUUAGUGACAUUCACACACGUUUCCUUAGUCAGCUUUUAGAACGGCGGCGCCAGGCCCUAUGUCCAGGCAGCACCCGGAACUUUGUCAUCCAUCGUUUGGGAGACUUGCUCAUCAACCAGUUCUCAGGUUCCAGUGCUGAGCAGAUGCGUAAGACCUACUCAGAGUUCUGCAGCCGCCACACCAAGGCCUUAAAGGUCUAUAAGGAGCUGUACGCUCGAGACAAACGCUUCCAACAGUUCAUCCGGAAAAUGACUCGCUCAGCUGUGUUGAAGCGGCAUGGGGUUCAGGAGUGUAUUCUCCUGGUGACUCAGCGGAUCACCAAAUACCCAGUGCUCAUCAACCGCAUCUUGCAGAAUUCCCAUGGGAUAGAAGAAGAGUACCAAGACUUGACAGCAGCCCUAGGGCUAGUGAAGGAGUUGCUGUCCAAUGUGGACCAGGAUGUGCAUGAGCUAGAGAAAGAGGCCCGCCUGCAGGAGAUUUACAACCGAAUGGAUCCUCGGGCUCAGACCCCCAUACCCGGCAAGGGCCCCUUCGGCCGAGAUGAACUUUUGCGGAGAAAACUUAUCCACGAUGGCUGCCUGCUCUGGAAGACAGCCACGGGCCGCUUUAAAGAUGUCCUGUUGCUGCUGAUGACAGAUGUGCUGGUAUUUCUCCAGGAAAAGGACCAGAAAUAUAUUUUCACAUCCCUGGACAAGCCCUCAGUGGUCUCCUUGCAGAAUCUCAUCGUAAGAGACAUUGCCAACCAGGCGAAAGGGAUGUUUCUGAUUAGUUCUGGCCCACCUGAAAUGUAUGAGGUACAUGCAGCAUCCCGAGAUGACCGCACUACCUGGAUCCGUGUCAUCCAGCAGACUGUGCGCUUAUGCCCGCCUAGGGAGAACUUCCCUCUGAUUGAGACCGAGGAUAAGGCGUACCUCCGAAGAAUCAAGACAAAACUACAGCAGAAAAACCAGGCCCUGGUGGAGUUGCUCCAGAAGAAUGUUGAGCUGUUUGCUGAGAUGAUCCACUUUCAGGCCUUAAAAGGUGGCUUCGUUGGGAUGCCCCCGCCCGCCCUGCCCAGGGGCCUUUUCCGCCUUGAGUCCUUUGAGUCCCUUCGAGGCGAGCGUCUGCUAAAAGAUGCCCUUCGUGAAGUGGAAGGCCUGAAAGACCUGCUGUUGGGCCCUUGUGUGGACCUGCCUUUGACAUCCCGAGAACCAGCCUUACCCUUAGAAUCUGACAGUGGUGGCUGUCCUGGGGUCACUGCCAAUGGAGAGGCCAGAACCUUCAAUGGCUCCAUUGAGCUCUGUAGAACAGACUCAGAUUCCAGCCAGAAGGAUCGGAAUGGAAAUCAGUUAAGGUCACCACAGGAGGAGGCGUUACAGCCAUUGGUCAAUCUCUAUGGACUGCUACAUGGCCUGCAGGCUGUUGUGGUCCAGCAGGAAAGACUGAUGGAAGCCCUGUUCCCAGAGGGCCCUGAACGUUGGGAAAAGCUAUCCCGAGCCAACUCUCGGGAUGGUGAAGCUGGCCGGGCUGCAGUUGCUUCUGUAGCUCCUGAGAAGCAGGCCACGGAGCUGGCAUUACUGCAGAGGCAACACACCCUGUUGCAGGAAGAGCUGCGGCGCUGCCAGCGGCUUGGGGAAGAGCGGGCAAGUGAAGCUGGCAGCCUGGAGGCCAGGCUCCGAGAGAGCGAGGCCCGGGCUGCCCUGCUGGAGCGCCAGCUGGCAGCCUUGGGCCAAAACGAGCCACUCCCAGCAGAAGCACCCUGGGCUCGCAGGCCUCUCGACCCUCGGCGCCGCAGCCUUCCAGCGGGUGAUGCUCUAUACAUGAGCUUCAAUCCUCCCCAGCCCAGUCGAGGCCAUGACCGCCUGGAUUUGCCUGUGACUGUUCGUUCCCUCCACCGACCCUUUGAUGACCGAGAGGGGCAAGAACUUGGUAGCCCCGAGGAUCGACUGCAGGACAGCAGUGACCCUGAUACUGGUAGUGAGGAGGAAGUCAAUAGCCGCCUGUCUCCACCCCACAGUCCACGAGACUUCACCCGAAUGCAGGAUAUUCCUGAAGAGACUGAAAGCCGAGAUGGGGAGCCUACGGCUUCAGAGAGCUAAGGGGACACUUCCCCCCUGCCUGGUGCCCCACUGAAGAACAUCAGUAAAGGGGGCAAACCUUGAAAGAACUGCUGAUUGUCCUUGCCAGUCCCUGAGAUCCCUGGAUACCCAGGGGUCAUGGGAACUUGGGGACAUAGAGGCCACCGCACUCCUGGUGUUCUCUAACAGCCACACCGCAGAUGCCGACUUUUCAUGCCUUCUCCCCCUACUUAGGAAAAAUUAUUUAUUUAUUGUUUAUUGGUUAUGGGGGGGGAGAGUGAUUUAAAGGGCCAGGGACAUGGGAACCAAGCCAUAGGUCUCGGAGAACCUCUCCUUUAAUACCACUGGGAUGUGUUUGGCCUUAGCCACACAGCCUAACAUCCACCCCAGUGACACCCAUCUGUGGCCACAAAACCUACUGCCCCUUUAAGGAGGGCUGUGGGUAGGACCAUGUCCCUUUCCCCACUCCCCUUAGCCUCUUUCUGCUGUUCUUCUUUCUCUUCAUCCUCCAUGGAAAUCUGGCUCCUUGGAGUUGAUGGGGCAGAGGCUAGGGUGGCCAUAAUGUAUUGGGGUGGGGAAAGAAGAAUCUACAGGGACCAGAAUGUUUUGUUGUUUUUGUUUUUGUUUUUGUUUUGUACCAAAGCCAGCCGCACCUGUUUUAUAUUUUUAAAAGAAGAUUGUAGGCACUUCUAGCUCCAUGUCUUUGAACUUGAGGAAUUAGGGAGACAGUGACUUAUUUCAUUCACUGUCAGGGGGCUCCUAUCCAGAACUCUUCCUCAGCCAUUUGAAAGAAGCUCUAAGGUGGGUUGGGAAACCUAUGAAUGCUCACCUCAUCUCCCACCGUGGCAACUACGUUUGAAAUGUAAGCAAAAAUUGGGGGAGGGGAAUUCUUUUUUCAAUGCAACCCUAAUGUCCACCAGCGAUAGCCAUUUGUCUGCCAAUUUAAUUGUUAAAAAGCAAAACAAAGUAAACAGUAACAACAAAGAAAAGAAAGGAAGGAAGAAUGAAAGAAAGAAAGAAAGAAGGAGAGAAAGAAGGAAAGAAAAAGCUCAAGCAGGGAAAGAAAUUAAAGACCCGAAAUGUAUGAGGUGCUGUCUUAGUGCCCAUUCUGAGGACUUCGGUGCAUGCAGCCAGGCAGUGACCAUGGUUUCUGAAAAGGGGCUGUCACUACCUCACUGAAGAGGGCAUGAAUGGAUGCAGCUGCUCAAACUCUUAUUAAAAAUCUCAAAAUUGCAA